This is a messenger RNA of Quercus lobata, 856 nucleotides long. Its product is annotated as ras-related protein RABA4d. Bases 21 to 692 code for a protein of 223 amino acids. Gene Ontology annotation, molecular function: GTP binding; GTPase activity. NCBI's taxonomy places the organism in Eukaryota, Viridiplantae, Streptophyta, Magnoliopsida, Fagales, Fagaceae. The transcript is spliced from 2 exons. The record is from RefSeq and is a predicted model, not a curated record.
GGUUUGAUUGUGGUUUGAGGAUGUCGAACUUGUACGGAGAUUAUAACCAGAAGAUCGACUACGUGUUCAAGGUGGUGUUGAUCGGAGACUCGGCCGUGGGAAAGACCCAGCUGCUGGCUCGUUUUGCCAGGAACGAGUUUAGUGUGGAUUCUAAGGCCACUAUUGGUGUCGAGUUCCGGACGAAGACACUCGUCAUCGAUAACAAGACCGUCAAGGCGCAGAUAUGGGACACUGCUGGCCAAGAGAGGUACAGAGCAGUUACAAGUGCAUACUACCGAGGUGCAGUUGGGGCUAUGUUAGUAUAUGACAUGACUAAGCGUCAAUCAUUUGACCACAUGGCAAGAUGGUUGGAGGAACUGAGGGGGCAGGCUGAUAAGAACAUCAUUAUUAUGCUCAUCGGCAACAAGUGUGAUUUGGGCAGUCUUCGAGCAGUGCCAACUGAGGAUGCCCAGGAGUUUGCUCAAAGAGAGAAUUUAUUCUUUAUGGAGACAUCAGCUCUGGAGGCCACUAAUGUUGAAACUGCAUUUUUUACUAUUCUAACAGAGAUAUACCGAAUCAUCAGUAAAAAGAUCCUUGCUGCCAAUGAUGACGUAGAUUCCAAUGGGGUUUCAGGGCUUCUCAAGGGAACCAAGAUCAUAGUUCCUAACCAAGAUCAGGACUCUAGUAGGAAGGGCUGCUGCUUUUCCUCCUAAUUUAGCUUUUACUUCUUUGUCAUUAUUUAUUUGUUGCUUUAUUUAUUUGAUAUAUUUUCAUUUAGGAUACAUUUAUUUCAACAAAAGUACCAAUUUUGUAGGAAGACAAUAUCCAUGUUGUUGGGUGAGUACAUCAGUUAAACUGAUGUCUAUCUGUAUGUUAU